AUGGCCAGCCCCGAGCUGAGGACGGAGGGCACAGAGGACAAAUCCCCCCGGCAGACCCUGGUGGGAGAGGCCGUUUUGAAGGGCUCCACAGCGCAGGAAGGCAGCAGGGAGGAAAAGGGCAGGAGAUCCCUCAGGAGGAGGGGCUCCAAAGCCAGCCCAGGGUGCUCUGUGGAGGAAAGACUCAGCCUGUGCCAGGAAGGCGGCCGGAGCUUGAGCCUGAGCUGUGAGCUGGUGGUCUCUGAGCAGCCUCCCAGCAGGGAGAAGCCCUUCAGGUGUCUGGAAUGUGGGAAGAGCUUCAACAGCAGCUCCAAGCUCCUCGCCCACCAGCGUGUCCACACAGGGGAACGGCCCUACGAGUGUGAGGAAUGUGGGAAGACCUUCCUCUAUAGCUCCCACCUCCUCACCCACCGCCGGGUGCACACGGGGGAACGGCCCUACAAGUGCUUGGAAUGUGGGAAGGGCUUCAGCGUCAGCUCCCGCCUGAUCCGCCACCAGCAGAUCCACACUGGGGAACGGGGGCCUCGGCCCUACAAAUGUGGGGAAUGCAAGAAAAGCUUCACAUACAAUUCUGACCUCGUCACCCACCAGCGCACGCACACGGGGGAGAAGCCGUACGAGUGUGGGGAGUGUGGGAAGAGGUCUCGGAGUAGCUCAGAUCUCCUCAGGCACCAGCGGACACACACGGAUGAGAGGCCCUUCCGCUGCACCGACUGUGGGAAGGGCUUCAAACAGAAGUGCACCCUCGUCACCCACCGGCGCAUCCACAGCGGGGAGAGGCCCUACAAGUGUGCGGAGUGUGGGAAGAGCUUCACCCACAGCUCUGACUUGACCAGACACCAACGGACCCACCAGUAA
Pseudopipra pipra is the source of this 855-nucleotide messenger RNA. RefSeq names its product zinc finger protein 239-like. Gene Ontology annotation, molecular function: RNA polymerase II cis-regulatory region sequence-specific DNA binding; DNA-binding transcription factor activity, RNA polymerase II-specific. The record is from RefSeq and is a predicted model, not a curated record. The transcript has 2 exons. NCBI's taxonomy places the organism in Eukaryota, Metazoa, Chordata, Aves, Passeriformes, Pipridae. Gene Ontology annotation, biological process: regulation of DNA-templated transcription. The coding region runs from base 1 to 855 and encodes 284 amino acids.